AUGUGCAGUAUCUCACAGCUCCCACCCGUCCUCCCCCAGCAUGACCCAGAGGCCGCAGAGAUCAAUAGAGAUUGGGAAGAAGAAGAUCGGACUGCCGAGGAGGUAUUGGAGGAGGAGUUUGGGAAUCCGCUCUCGGGGGGGACAGGCAGCGUUGCAUCUGUCGUUAGAGGGGCGUUGGAGAUUUUGACGGGUUUGAUGAGUACGGAAUACCAUAGGACUCAUUUGAUCCAAGAUAUCACCACCACCUACCUCGAGCUCGAAGAAGAUAUGCGCCUCUCCUACGACAAUAACGGGGGAUACAUGGCACCCUCUCGGCACGCGGCGUUGAUGCUCACAAAAGGUCUACUCAUACAAGACUAUGAGAGUCUACAAAUGCUUGCAGAAGAAUACGAGACCCCCCCAGUCGAUAAGAUGAAUGCCGACGCUGUCAAUGCUCAAGCUGUGGUGUUCAACGAUCAUCUUCUUGGCUUCUAUCGGCUGUACGACAUCGAAUAUGCCAAGAGAGAACAACAAUUCCAAGUGGAAAUGAAGAGAAAACUGGAACAGCUGGCGUCAAAGUACCGCGAGAGGUCUCUAUCGCUCUCUCGAGAUAUAUUUCCCGUUGGAGAUGAGCUUGAGGAUUGUUGGGAGAAGCAAGGGAGGAUGAUGGAGAUGUUGGAGGAGGAAGAGCUGUCCAUCGCUUCUAGAAAACUGGUGGAAGCUACGGGGACGAAGAAGAAUAGUCCCGAGGUGAUUGAUGUUGCGUCGUGUAGCUUUCAUCCUCUUCAGUAG
This is a messenger RNA of Cryptococcus wingfieldii CBS 7118, 771 nucleotides long. RefSeq lists its product as hypothetical. Bases 1 to 771 code for a protein of 256 amino acids. Lineage: Eukaryota; Fungi; Basidiomycota; Tremellomycetes; Tremellales; Cryptococcaceae. The record is from RefSeq and is a predicted model, not a curated record. The transcript has 4 exons.